AUGGGUGAAAUGCCGUCGUCGGACACAUCAUCCGAUAGCUGGUCUGAAAGCGACACGGAUGAUUCUCUGUCCUCAACUUCUAUGGCAAAUGAAUGCUCUUCUUCCUCGGAGGGUACGAGUGAGCCUACGGAAGAAGAAGUUGGCUUAACGGCAGUAGUUGAGGAGGAAGUUCCAAGUCCUCGUGAAAGUUUGCGAAAGUGGGCUUUGCGGUCUAAGAUUCCGCAUUCCCACUUGAACGAUCUCCUCAAGGCUCUGAAACCGUGGUUGCCUGACCUACCUGCUGACGCACGAACACUGUUGGGCGCAAAAUACUUCUCUGCACCGAGCACGGCAAUGGUCAGCGGUGAGUACGUGCAUUUGGGUCUUCCCACUCAGGUUAGCGCUCAGUUGCGUAAUUUAGCUCUCCCCCCUGCGGUAGAUGAAGUCGUUGUGAGCCUAGCAAUAGACGGUCUAUGGAAGACCAAACGUGAAUUUUGGCCUAUUUUAGGCAGAAUUAGGAAGCCUAUAUUAAGUAAUGUCUUCACUGUAGGUAUAUAUUGUGGAGUAGGUAAGCCGUCGGACGUGCAGGCGUUCUGCAAACCACUCGUCGACGAUUUAAUGUCUUUGAACGAAGACGGUUUGCUGCUAGAUGGUGGUGACAGAAGUCUGCGCUUCCGUCUGGCUUCCGUCAUCUGUGACGCUCCAGCAAGAGCUUUCAUAAAGCAGAUUAAGAAUGUCAGUGCUUACUAUGGCUGCGAACGUUGUUGCGUUAAGGGGGAGUACAUCGAUAAGAUAGUUUAUGAUAGUGUUUCCGAACAUGCUAGGACAGAUGAGGAUUUUUUUUCCAGGGACGAUGACUGCCACCGCAUUGGCGUAUCGCCAUUGCUGGCAUGCAACGUGGGAAUGGUAAGCUCAUUCCCUUUAGAUCCUUUGCAUUUGGUUUACCUCGGUGUAAUGAGAAGACUGCUCAACUUGUGGCUGCGCAGCCCUAGGGGCAGUGCAUAUAGGCUGUCUACAUCGGAGGUAUCCACUGUAAAUAAGAACUUGCGCGCGUUGAACUCGUACCUACCGAGGGAAUUUUCACAGCGCGCUAGGUCAUUAAACGACCUGGACACGUGGAAGGGCACAGAACUGCGCCAAUUUUUGUUGUACACUGGCGUAGUUGUUCUUUAUGGUGUGCUUCCACGCAAGUUUUGGAAGCACUUCUUACUGCUUUUUACAGCAGUACGCUGCCUAGUGCGGCCUCGCUCUUGCAGACACUGGGUCCCGUUUUGUAGCCGCAUAUUACGCAUGUUUGUUGAUAAAUUUGCUUCUUUGUACGGUAGGAAAGAAAUGGUGUAUAAUGUUCACAGCAUUGUGCACUUGGCGGACGAUGUAAAACGACAUGGUCCGCUGGACGCUUUUUCAUCGUUCCCCUUCGAACGUUACCUAGGUAGGUUAAAGCGUCUGCUGAGGAAACCAUCCCAGCCACUGCAACAAGUAGUGCGUAGGUUAGGGGAAUUGCAGUCAGUGCCAAGUGAUGUCCACCUUCAGCUGGAGUGGACGUGUAAACAACACUAAGGAUGUGUUCAGUCAUCUCGGUCGGUUGGGGGAUGGUUCCCUCUUCGACUGUGUAUUUAGCUGAGAAGUAUCUGUUGAGUAAGUUUACUAUUUGUUUAUCAUUGGUUAUAACUUGCCCUAAUUCAUUAAUAAUAGUUCGUGGUCCUGACUGUCGAUGAUUACUCAUUAGUUUCUGAAACAUCUGAGCUGUUCGUUCGGGGGAUUCUAGUGCCCGAUGUUCUGCUGCUAUGGUCUUUUGUGUUUCCAUUUUCGUGACUAGGUCGUGAAUUUCCCUAAUUCGUCGAAGUGUGGAAAAAUAACUCACAGAGGGGUCGCGUAGAUGUUUUUGUAGCUUUUUUAGUUUAGUUGAAAGGAAGUUCGGGAUUGGUGAUUUCUCAUACGGGAGUCUUUCGUCUAUCAAGGUAUCUCGAAUAACAAAUAGGACAGAGUACAAUAGGUUAACUGCUUCCAUAGCGGAUGUUGUAAGAAGAUAUGGGCUCCAGUCCAAUGAUCUAAUAUAGUUGUUCAUGGAGUCCUCGUCAAGUUUUUUUGGGUUUAGGCGGGUGUUACCAAAAUGGGGUGCUAUUUUUGCGUUUAAGGGGAGUGUUGAUAUUAUUGCUUUGUGGUCACUUUCAAAGGUUGCGCAGUCGUAGUGCAUAUAGAGGGGCCAGAUAUCGUUGGUGAAAAUAACGUCUAGUAUAUUGAUUCCUCGGGUGGGUUUGUCAACUAUCUGUGUCCAGUUAUUAAAGAUAAUUGAAGACAAGAAUUCUUCGUGCUUGGUAGGUGCUGAUAAUUCGACCCAGUCUAUUUCUGGGCGGUUUAGGUCGCCUGUAAUUAUCUUAUAUUCAGUUUUUAUGUUAGCUAUAUUACUUAUUAAGAGGUUGAGGCUUGUGUCAUCACUACUACAUUCUGGAGGGGAGUAGAGGCAUCCGACUUAUAUGUUUUCCUGGGCAUGAGAUUUUAUUGUGGCAAAACACGCUUCUCCAGAAAAGGUUUCGGUUGGGACAUCAAUACCACUUUGCUCAAUGGUAGUUUUGAUGUAGAUAAGACAACCUCCGCCUCGUUUAUUAACACGGUCCUGUCGAUAGAAAUUAUAAUUUGGGACAUAUAGUGAAGCAUUCGAUAUAAGCUCAUUUGCCCAUGUUUCUGUAAUGCAAAUUACAUCGGGGUUAUAUAUUUCAACAAAAGUUCUAAGUUGGGACAUUUUGUUUUCAAUCGAUCUGGAAUUUAUAAGAGCUAUCUUUAGGAUGUUGGAUAUGGAAGAGGUGGGCUCUGGUGAAUAAAAGGAUUUCUGGGGGUACUUUGAGUGAGUGAUGGACUAAAUGGAGGUAGGUGUGUGAUUCUCGGAGGAUAUGGUUAUGCGUAUGGCGUAGUGUGAGUGCAUGGGCUAGUGUGUAUGGACUGAGGGUACAUAUGGGAAGGUGCGUUAACUAGGUGGUAAUUGUACCUAAAUGGAGUUUCAGUUGGGGAGGUGUAAAAGCCAAAGUAAUUUGAAGGGUUGUAAUUAGGUGGUAAGGAGUUUGCAAUGCUAGAGUGAUUUGGCUUAUUCCUAUGCCAUGCAGGUGGAUUUUGGGGAGUCGAGAUGCGGUUAGAGAAGCUUGUUUGUUUUUGGUUAGAGCUUGGUGGGCUUCUAUUUGUUAUGUCAACAUACCUAGGGCGUUUUGGUUGUGUUGGUGUGCUUAGUAAGGCCUUUUGGUUUAUGUGCCUUGUUUGGUAGUCGUUUUCUAGUACUGACUGAUCGGUCUUGGGGGAUGUAGUAAAACUUAUAGUGCUAUCUAAGGGUGUCACAUGACUCGGUCCGGGAUCUGCAUCAUCGUUUUGUUCUGGUUGAACGUUGUUAUUUUGUUGUGCCUUCCUCGUUUGUUUCUGACCAGAAGUUCUAACUGUUUUUGCAGUUGCGCGUUUUUUAUCAUGAGAACUAGAGUCAGACGUACUUGCUGGAGGUCCUUCUGCGGGGGCUGUGGGUUUAUCAUUUGGUUUGCGCUGGCCUGUGUAUUUCUUUUUAUUAGUGCUAGAAGUAGAAGUAGUGGCUAAAGGUUCAGUUGAGGGACCGGAGUGCUGAUUAUCGUAUUUGUAGCUGGUGUCUUUUUCCCGUAGUUUACGUCUUUGCAUAGGUGUCAAAUCUGGACCUAUAAACGAGUUUAGGUUCCGCAGAUUUCUGUUUACUUGGGGAUUUUGUAGGACAAUCUCAGCUUCCGCCUGUGAGUAGAAUGUUACUAAGACGGGUUUGUUUUUGCUUCUGGAGUGAAGUCUUUUAGUGUUAGCUACUCUGAUAUUUAAGCCACACGAGUGUAUAAAAUUUUGAAUUGAUGGCAUCGGAUUAACAGUGUGGCGUAUAUUACGGAUAAUUAAAUUGAGCCUGCGCUUCGAUCUAUCCGCGACUUCUGACGAAACUAAGUGUAUAAUCAAUUCAAUUUUUGGUAGGCUCGUUAGGUUGUUCGUGAAUCUAUUUGAGUCUGUUAGUGAAUCGAGAAUCGUAAAAAUAUGUUCAUGUUACUCGAUGAACUUCUGUAAACGGACGAUGGCGAAAGAUCUACUUUGUCAACAGCAAACGUAACAUCAGUCAUGGUUAAAUGGGGAGAGUGUAAUGGAUUUAUGUGUUAUUUUCGACAGCUAAUAAAAAUCGACGCAAAAUCGACAGAGAAAUAUGUCAAAUAUUUCAGUUAUAAAUGAAUUUCAACUUAUCUCGAGUCUAAGGAUUUUGAACGGUUGUGCACAAACGGGCUCGUUAACCGUUAUUUUGAUAUCUCUGAUUGUGACUUACCAAUGAAAGUUUCCUGCUCUUGAUACAUAUUCGCCAUAUUAAACAUAUAUAGAACUAUAUUAGGUCAUAGUAAACAGUCGACCACUACUCCUAUAAUUUCACAUUAACAAGAACAGUAUGAUACAUGAUUCAAUAAUAUUUUGACAGUUUUGAUUGUGACUUACCAUUGAAUGCUUCUUACUCCUGAUAUAUAUUAAUCUUUUCCAGCUCUUAGUCCAGACAACGAUGGUAAGCCUCCUGAAAAACACGUAGGAACUGUGCGACGGCCCCCUUACAGCUGGCCAGAUAGACUGACAACCAGCAACUAGAGCACACCGAAAUUUACCCAACAGAAAAAUAAUUUCAAGGUCAGGCCGAUAUCAAAGUUCUUCAAUUGCCAUGAAGGACAUAUUAUUCAUGCUCCGUAAAUCUACCAAACUGCAAACUCCAAUUUUUAUAUUGUACAUAUCGUUAUUUUUUGACAAUUUUGUUAUCAUUAGCCCUUAGAACUGAGGUUUUUUUAACUUAAAACAAACUCUCAAUUCACGCUCUUUUGGCUAACCAGACACCCGAAGCAAAUGAAGUCAAAGUGCAGUUGAAAUUGGCGAGUUUGUUUUAGGUUUUUUUCCUGAGUUCAAAGGAGACUGACAGUGCCCAAGGGGCGCUACAAUAAACCUAUUCUAAUCAAGCCAAAGUUGCCAUCUCUACACCACUUUUGCAAAGCAGAUACUCAGGGCAGAAGGGGUUGAAUGAGAUGAGAUUCCUCAACCGGAUCGAAGGCCUCAAUGCAAGCACCGAUGAAUGCCUCUUGUCUUUUGAUGUCGUUGCGUUAUUUUCAUCUAUACCGUACGAUUUGGCAAUUGAAUGCGUAGCCCAACGGUAACAAGACGAUCCUGUUGGUAUCCCAACGCAGCACGUCACAGACCGCUCAAACUCUGCCUUAAGAAUUAUUGUAAUUUAGACAAUAAGGGCUACCAACAGGUGAAAGGAAGUCCACUGGGCUCCCCAAUAUCCGGCCUACUCGCCGAACUAGUGCUACAGCGACUGGAACAUGAGGUUUUUCAAACUGUCAACCCCAAUUGUGGCUGCGCUAUGUCGACGACACCGUUGUCGUUAUAAAGAACCGCGAAGUCAAAAGGCUACAUUAGAGACUGAGUAAUGUCUUUCCAGCCUUACAAUUUACCCGCGAAGAGGCAGUAGGAGACAGUCGGUCGUUUCUGGGCGUAAAAAUACAAAGGCUGGACGACGGUAAUCUCGGAACCAGCGUCCAUAGAAAAGGGUCUGAUUCUGAGAUCAUCCUCAAUUAUGAAAGCAAUCACCCUGCGGCUCAUAAAAGAAGCAUCAUCCGAACUCUCUUCCACCGUGCCUACCGUUAUUGCAGCAAUGACGAUCUGCUUAAGAAAGAACUAGGUUACCUAUAUCGGCUAUUUCGAUCCAACGGAUACCCGAUCAGUUUUGCAAAGAACUGUCUCAGGCUUCAGGCACAACUUUGAGGUCCCUCCUCAGAUGUAGAAACCGUGACCCAGAAAUUCUUCUCCCUGCCCUACAUGCAGGGUACCUCAGAAAUGAUCGACAGCGAAAUCAGUUCGGUAUCCGCGUUUCCCACAAGCCUGCAUCCUCGCUGCGCACAAUCUUAACUCGAGUAAAGGAUUUUAUCCCCAAAGAGGAACAGACUAUCAUCAUCUAUCGCAUCUCGUGUGCCGAUUGCCCCAGCGUAUUUGUUGGUCAUACAGGACGACGCCUGGGAACUUGAAUUAAGGAACACAAACUUGCUAUCCGUCGCCGUGACCCACCGUCCCUCGUCUUUGCACACGCACUCCAGUGCGACCACCGUUUUAAUUGGGAUAACACCGAGGUCAUCGCCACGGCCAACACAAAACGCGCGAUAGAAUUCCUAGAGGCAUGGCACUCUAACGCUGACAGCAUCAACCGCCACGUUGACCUAGACGCCUAUAAUGAGGGCCUAAGAUCUCGCUUCACUAAGCCGAGCCCCACGCCGCAUCAGCGGCCGCUAAUCCAGGCGCCCGCAGUUCUGCCAACCUGCCGUUUUCCCUCCCCUCUAACACGGGGAGCCGUUACUGUUCUCUCACCCCCUUCCUACCCUCCUGGCAACAGCCCAGCAUGACUCCCUACCCGCAUCCCUCCUCACACACUAAUGGUCCGCCCGUCAAUGUUUGUCCUGUCGCGUCUACUAGUCUAAUGUGACUGUCCCACUUUCUCUUUUAUUUUCAUUGGUGUCAACAAUUCGAAAAUUCAGGAGUACAAUUCGAUUUUUCCGAAGAACCUCUUCCUUUUUCAUUAUAUCGGAUCAGAAUGCCUACCACUUCUACUUUACUACAUAAAUGUAUAUAUAUGUAAGAUCACACACGCAUUGGUAUUGAAGCUAUCCUAGAAACGUUUGUCUUAAUCGAUUCAUAUUCGCGAAGAGACAAACAGCGCUAAUUGUGCACGUUUCCGAGACUGGCGCAACAGCUACCAAUCAGAAUUAUUAACGAUGCAAAACAAUCAGCAAGAGGCUAUCUGUGCUAAGAACACCAUUCUCCAAUUGACUGACGUUUGCAAAAGCAAUCCCCUUAUGCAACCGUUUUUCCUUUUUUACUAGGCUUCGUUUGCCCUCGAGGGUUUUGAAUGCGGCUAAAAUGUUGGCUUGCCAGUAAUACACGUCUCAUUUGAGCCCACGGCAUGGGGGACUUAAUGCACCAGCUGCAGUGGGCAGGCGGCGCAAUGACGAUUUUUUCUCAUGCAUCACGCGCAUGGGACCAAGGUCUAACUUUCCUUCCGUUAGUUACUGUUCAUGCGCGCCUAAUGGCGUUGAUUUGCAAGUUUGACCACUAUAGACAGCACUACAGUUGACACAGGGUAUUUUAUAAAGGGCCACUUUUCUAUCUAACUUGAUUAUUUUAUCAUUUGGAUCAAAGCAGUUGCGCUUUGCCCAAGUCGCGUUAUCCUGGAUCUCAUCUCUCUGCGUACAAAACGUAUUUUCCGUUAGGUAAAAUUCGUCAAGUGUUCGAAUUUAACAUCCAGUUGGCGUAUUUAUGCAAAUACUUCUUUCUUUGUGUCUUACUGUCUGCCCACAAUGUUAGGCAAGUGGAUUUAUUGGGGAUAAAUAUGUCAAAAAUGGACUCAUCAUCUGCUCCUUUUUCUUACGUCGAUUCAUACACUCCGAUCUCGUUUAAUCGGCCUUAGAGUUGUCACGCUGUCAGCGACAUACGGGCAUUUUUUUUAUAAUCAUUGCCGCGUACUAUUUCCUGCGAUUAGCUCAUGUAUGAAGUAGUUCACCAGUCUUAUGAUAUACGAGGAAAUGCAGGAAUAGAAGUUGUUUACCAGCCUUCGUUCCCAAAGUUAGUUCAAAUAUGUGAAAUAGAGUGUUUGAUAUGAUAUGAAGCAGUUUUAUUGGUAUUUUUUACCGAUAUCAGCUAAGUCAUUCAAAUCUUUCAGCCACAAUUUUGGGCUGUUUGAAUUAAUGCGACAUCUGAUGAAGGAAGCCAUACGAGUACCAUCUUGUUGCUGAAUAUGAAGAAAGCAACCGCGACGCUCACAAAUGUUUAGACCUAGAUUAAUAAUAAUAUCCUCAGAUAAGAAUACGGGGAAGUACUCCGCAGUUCGAAGCAGCACCGACAAGCCGAUACACGUUUCCUACGGCACCUUCGGCUUAAAAGUUGUGUAUGAUAUCUUAAACAGGUCGAGUAAGUCAUCGUUUUGCCAGACGGCAAACGAUAUUCCACCAUAAAUUUUCAGGUUACAUGACACAUGCACAAAACCAGCAUUUCACUUUAAAGUUCGGUCUUCUUAACUAAUGUACCGUGAUUCAAGAUGCACUCGAAUGCGUUUAAUUGGAGAGCACAAAUUAGUCCUUAGAUGAAAUAAAUGAGGGUAAAUGGAAGUUUCCCUGGAGCUCAAUAUUAACUAUUGGCCACUACGGUCACGCAGUAGCCAAACGCACAGAUGUAUUGCGGGCAGCCAUCAUGGCCAAUCUGGUGCCAUUGUCCAUGGACGGGCUGCCUAAAAGGCCUUCACCCAUUGCAGUAAGCCAUUCCAGACGCGCGUACCUGAAGCCACGCGACACAUUUCAGCUCCGACAUACUUUCAUCCACGCAGUCGCGGCUGUACAUGCGACCACUUUAACGCACCGCCCAAACGCCUGCGAGCACAACCUAAGCCACUAAGACCUCAACCCUGGACAAAUGCAACACACUCCGAUUGAAGACCACCUGAGCUUGGCCUAUUUGCGCACAAAAGCGGCCGUCGCCAUUGUCUGGAGGAUUCAUAGACAUGACUGAACGCAGCCAACACCAGCCCUAGCUAUGCCGGCGGAUUCUGUACAUAACAAACCCCUCAUUCUGGUAGAUAUUGCCUUUUCCUACAACUCAACACUUGACCUGAUGACAGUAGCGCACAGAGUUCACGCCCUCACCACUGAGGCAUAACAGACGUAUUGGUGUGUCAUCGAUACCAAUCGUAUGUCACAUUUAACUGAAGGCGUGUGCUAAACCAUUGCCAGCAAUCCAUAACCCUCGCAGCCUAGUAUGCGCUGACAGUUCCCUGACAUCCGGUUACCAGCCGGUAGAUGUGCUUGCGCUCCCGCUGGGUAUACAGGUGGUGGGCAUGGCUGCCCAGUCAUCUUCGUCCUUCUGAUCCCCGUUUGGUUGUUGUUGUUGUUGUUGGUGGUGGUGAUGGUGGUGGUGGUGGUGGUGGUGGUGGUGAAAAAUCCUCGUAACGUGCAUGUCGUGGACCAGGGCGUGUGGAGUGGAACGCCUAGGUGUGGACCCGGCCGUGCCAGCUGCAUGCGCCCUUGUAUGUAUCCAGUCACCCCAAUUAUAGACGGUUUCAGCAAACUAGUGGUCGUUCCUGAACCUUUUCUCUUACUGUCAGUCGGGAAUUCAACUUUUCCCCGUUCGACCGCCCACAAUGCGACUUCCUGAGACAGCUGCAUGCGGAAACAAUGGCUGUGGCAGACUUCAGUCUGUCAGACAGAAUACCGAUCACAUCUCAAAUAGAUGGGAUGUUGGCAUCCAUCCCACGGUCCUCACCGUCGAUCUUUGCAAAAGUUCCACUUACAGGACGUGUAUGGCAAGCGUGGGCAGAUUGUUCGAUUCUGCAUUUGGUCUUCUUGACUGUGUGAGAAAGGACGUGUGCAAGACGCUGCAGCUGACAAAGUUCUACGUCAUCACAAUCGUAAAGCUCAGGACCAAACAACCACACCGGACUUAAGAAGGCCCUACGGAGAUAGCCUGACGCUGAGGUUACUCGGUGGGGAAGAACAAGAACCGCCAGACCGACCGCCCGACAGAGGUUCAAUCAGCUGCCCUCGACGGAGUGGUGACACACAAAACCCACAGGCAAAACGCCCGUCAGCCAGGCAGCGAGAGGGGGGGAAAAUCGAUCAGUAUUAGGGCUGGCCAACACAAUGGCCACUCUCAAUUAAAUUUCUGAUCGACUAACUACAUUUCACGCCUUAAAAAUGAAGAGCUAACCCAGCUCUUUCAAACGUCAGCAGUUAAAUAAACCUGUUCCGGAGAGCCUAUCUUCUUCUUUUUCUUCCUCUUCUUCUUCUUUUUCUUCUUCAAAUAAUCUUCCCGGAUCUCUCAAGUUUGCCAAUCUAAAAAGCCUGUCGCUCCGUGGACGGCGAGUCCAUUUUAAAGUGACCUCCAUGUCCUUUGCGCCAACAUGAGAUCUGAUCGUUCACUUUCUUGUUUUCGUGAAGAUCUUGUUUAUUGUGUGGAAGCACUCGGUCUUCUUGACUGCGUGAGACCGCACCCAGAUAGGUAAGAGAAGAGGACGUGUGCAAGAUGCUGCGCAAUACUACCACCAUUCAAAACUAAUUCACGCUUACGUCACCUUUCCAAUCCCCGACACACUCUAAGACAUCCGGUUAACAUGGCCGUUAGCAACGGUCGAAUUAUCAUGUGCAUUUCGUCAAGUGUUAAGCCCAACAACCAGCUGCAUCAGCAUCUGACAAAGGACAUAUGUAAAUAGCGGAGGAGCAGAGGUUGAAAAGUAGGCGCACGAAUGCGACAUCCGAAAAUAAAUAUUUUAUCCGUCGAGAAUGCAUUUGACUUAAUGCUGCACUGCACGAAGGUAGCCAAGUCUGCCAUGUUAGUUCCCUACCUUGUUAAGCGGGCUUUCUCUGCCUUUGAUGACGACUGCUUCGCUAAGGUCUGUCAAACGUUUGUGCGGCCGCAAUCGGAAUUUUCUAUCCACGCUUGGGGACUCUGGAUCGCGAAGGACCUCUGCAUCCUUGAAAUGGUUCAAAGGCGUGCAACGAAAUGUGUGACAGGACGGGGUUCACUACUAUAUGCAACGCGGUUAGCUUACCUUGAUAUCUUUGCAUUGGGUUACAGGCAGUCACUGGGUGACCUGAUACAUACCUUCUGUAUCAUACGCGGUCAGAAUCGCAGACUUUUACCGGACGAUUUCUUCUAGAUGGCAACCACCACAAACCUACGAGGUCAUCCAUUCAAUCUACGUGUGACCGGGCCAGAAUGGACACACGAAAGAUCCCUUCUAACAGAGUACUUGGAGAUUGGAACGCUUUACCUCCGGAUGUCGUUAUGUCUUCUUUCGUCGGGGUCAUUAAAGGAAGCUGGAUUUGUAUAGCAGUGUCCACUUAAUUACCACCCCACCUCUGUUACCUUGACAAAUACCGUUGUUAUAAUACUACUUGCUAUAUUUCGGCGACAUUUUUAAAUCGAAUUUCUUAUUGUCUCCAACCCACCGCCUACGCUUACUGACAUGCACCUAUGCAACUUUUGUCACCGUGGAUAUUGAUUAUUUUUCUGGACUCGAAACGGCCGCUGUAAUACUGCUCGCAACACUAACACUCGAGUCAGUUUUGUCAUCUUUACAGAGUGGGCGCUUUUCCGAUUAAUUGUUACGUUUAUGUUACAUUUUCCAGUCUUUGAGAUUUCCCAGUUGCUUGAAAAUAAGUAGGGAGUUCUAAGGUGAAGACCUCCAUUUCCCUCAAUAAAACUGAACUGAACUGAAAGGUUUUUGGAAGGGUCUCUGUCAGACGUCCAGCUUUAAUAAAACGCAGCUACCACUUUUGGUUUCAGCAUGCUCUGACCAACUCACCUCAGUUCAGGCAGCACUGCGUGCCUAAUCUGAGCCGCUAUAAAAAGUGUCAUUUGCUUGCUUGAUUCUCUGCACACCUGCCAGACAGGUUCUGAUUUGGCUAGCUACACAAGCGAUGCUCUCUAGAUGAGUACUUUGAUGUUAAUGGCUGGGGAGUCAGAGUCCUUGGUCGAUGAAUUUGGCACCAUCUUCUAUCACGCUUUAAGUAACCGUCUUGGCUCCAAGUGGCAAUGGAGGAUCGGCUUGCAUGGACCUCACACUCCGCACGUGCCGAGAGCUAGAAACUAACACAAAACUGAGUAAACAGGCAUAUUGUUUUCAAAAAAAACUCGCUGAAUGCGAGACUUCGGCGAUAUAAAAGCAGAAAUCAGUUUUCACAGCUCAGCACAUCCUCCCUACCUCCAGUGUUCACAGAUGAAGCGCCGUCUUGCCGGAGCGAUUUCCUACAUUCUACUUAACGCCAUCGUCAAUGGUUUGUGCAUUUUUAUGUUAAAUUUAAAUCCAGUAGCACGCCUCUCUUAUUUAGCACAGCAUUUCCGACGAAACCAUAUAGUGUAUUCUGAGUAGAAAUACCUUCACUGACUAAUGUACAGUAUUAUAGCAUUUUGAUUGCCUUUCACUGUCUACGAAAGUGCAAACUCCGUAUUUACUUACAGGUUGUUGUUAACUGUGAAAAGAAUAAUGCUUCGAAAGAUGAUAGUUAUUACCAAACCUAACUUAGGGUGCGUAUUUUUGUAACUGCUACUUUAGGAAAUUUUGCGACAUGCAGGAUCGUGCAGGCGAAAAUAUAGUUAGCUUAUUAGAUGCUGAUUUUCUUAAUUUCUUUGAUUCUCAUUAGAACAGAUGCUGAAAGAGCGCAUGUUUCAAAUGACACAUCUGAUUUCCACAUACACUCGUGACGUGAAGAGAACGAUAAGCUAAUGAAAUUAAACAACUAAGACUUGAAAGUACCCGAACUAUAUCUUAGAAUCCUAACAAGGCACUGCUAUAAGCUCUCUAUGACAAAAUGGCAUGUUUUAGUCACCUUUCAGUUAAACAUUCCAUUCAGGCCAUUUUACUUAUCCAAAACGCAAUGCUUUCAACAUCCACUUUCUCAAAAUACAUUUCGUGAGCACCAUCAAUUUAAAAGUAAAUACAGGUCGCAGCUGGGUAACGGAAUUAAGUAAACUCCGGAAGAUAGGCUGUUUUCCGCAAUUUCAUUAAGUACCGCUUCACGCCAAUCCGUAUUGUUAAAUAAGAAUUAAAUUCAAAUACGUCUCCGCAGGUCUGGUGAGAGCUUUCGAAAUCGAGCGUGGUUUUCCAGCUGCUUGCGGGGAUCCUGCCAUUCAAGGUGAAUUCAAAGAGCUAGCCAGUAUAACAAAAAUCCGCCCAACGCCCCACAGCUGGCCUUGGCACGUAAGCAACCAACGAUUAAGUAAUAAUGUCAUUCCUCAAUCAAAUGUUUAAAAAUAGAAGCGAAGCGACAUACUUCUUUUUAAUUGAUUUGAUUCGCACAUUCAAAAUAAUAUCUUUAUACGAGAGCAUUCACAUUAUACAUCCUUCAGCAGACAAUGAUACUGAUUAAUAAACCUUACAAACCAAUCACCUACGACUGAAAGGGGGAAAGCAUGUGUCGUUUUUAACUGUCGCCUUAUGACGUGAAGUCUCGCAAAACCCCAUUUACUUGGAUCGCGGCAUAAAAGUAGCACAGAUUAUUCACUGGAUCAUUUUAAUCUGCUAGAAUUGUCAUAUGGCUUAGUAACCAAACAUAGCGUAUUGAAGGGGCGGGCAUUUCCGUAACUUUGUAAUCAGUGGUUUUGAUUGGGGAUCAAAAAUAAUAGAAGGGUUCUGAAUGUGACAACGCUUGUGGCUGAGCUAUGUAAUCUGACGGAUGCAAAAUGAGUGCAAAGCAGCAAAAAGCUGGCUUUGAGCGUACGCAGAGGUAAUAAAUAAUAAUGGCAAACUAACUGAAGGCUUUAAACUUUCACACAGAUAUGGCAAUCCUUCGUCUUCCAUAGCUGUUCUAAACCAUUUGCAAAAAUGCGACACGAGAGAUCUGUCCUCACGUUUAGGGCAAGGGAGUGACGUUAGUUAUGUCGUUCCCGCGAACUAACGUACUACGGCUUACUAACCUCAUAAACGGAGAGAGGUUAGGAAGGCCAGUACGUGAAUAAAGUUAAUAUUCAAAAUGUGCAACGACCUGACCAGAGAUCACGCAAGCGGCGCGAAGCUUACAGGCGACGGAGUCCUCGUAACGUUAAAACAAAUGCUACAGUAAAACAAACGUGACAAGAUUGUCAAAGGUCAAGUAGUCAAGUACUUCAGCACAGAUGCACCAUGCUUGCAGAAUCAAGUGAAGACGAUCUGAGUACUGCACGCCGAAUCGGCCCCAUUGGGAUUAAAUGUCUAACAGUUUUUCCUCUUUUAAGGUGGGUUUAUGGUCGCCGCUGUUUGGUGAUCGGCCGUACUGUGGUGGAACAUUGAUCAGUCGCUCCCUCAUCUUGACUGCGGCACAUUGCGUCCACGAUGCAAUUGGUUGCAGAUAUACUCCAUUUGACGGAUUGAUCGACAUGACCAUUACGUCCGAGUAUCCGCUGUAUGUGCUGAUUGGUGCUCAUGAUUACACACAAGCUGAUCUUUCUCAGCAAUUGCGACGCGUGCAGUAUGUAGCCAUUCAUCCGAAAUACAAUGCAACCGCGUUUGGUAGUGGCUACGACAUCGCAAUAUUAAAGCUGUUCGAGCCUAUUAUUCUAGGUAAUGUUUUGCACUACUGGCCUGAAAUUUUGCUAAAAUUAUUAUAAACUGCUGUAUAAAUAGUGUCGCUUUAUUACUUCGGUUCUCAUCCGAUAGCAAUAUCAGCAGUGAUUUCUGCUCGUAGAUUGAAGUACGGCUUAGCCUGCUGCCGUCGUCUGCUUUCUCCUUUAUCUUCGUGUAAAUUAUAAUGUCCUUCUUUAGAGAUCACAACAUUUCAUAUCUGUCAGCAUAAUUUUCACUUAAACUUGUCAAGAUGAGCGUGUGUCGCUGAUUUGUUUUCCGAGCGGACGCCGUGAGCUGCCACCAGGCUAUCCCUGCUACUUCGUCGGUUGGGGAACUAUGACUACGCCCUGGUCAAAUGGAGAAAGGAGAUUUCCAAAGACUCUGAGGGAGGCCAUAGUCAAAAUAGCUUUGGACGAACGUUGCACGCAAGAAUACGGCCGCCAGUAUGCAGAUAGCAAUUCAUGCAUAGAAACAAUAGGCCAGGUAAUUCAUGAGGGUUGUUCAAGCGCUGACAACGAUUUUAACAAUUUACUCUUGAAAUGCACAGAUGCAUAAACCCUGUAAAAAGCAUUUUUUUUCUGCAUGGCAAACGCGACAAUGAAAAAAGUGACUGCGUUUGACAUUUCAGUCACACAGCGGCAGAAUGUCGAGGAAACCCGUGUCUGGACUUUUAUUUAUGUAGGGAGUACUGUAUAAUACUUGUGCCGUCUACAUAUAUAGGUAUGGAUAUAUGCAAAAAUUCCGACCCAGGUGUUAAGAUGGAAGGGCUAAAUGAGGCAAUCUCUGGGGAAGAAAGUUUAUUCGUCUGACUUUUCGUACUCAUACUCGAACACAUCAUCGGAGACAGGCCAAAUGGGAAAUAAAUGGUGUCAAUAUGUCAUUCGCGCCCGCGCCUGAUAGGUCGAUCCCGCACUCCUCUUAUUGGCCCUCCUCUCGCACGCAAAUGGUGCCUGAUGGAAUCGUAUGACGCUGGUAGGUCAAUACUGCGAUUGAUCGAUUUGGCGUCUGAUUGAUCGAAAUGACCACUCCAGUUUCCCUUGUCUUUGUCGGUAAUAGCCUCUUGCCUAGUCGUAGUCUUGACGCUAACUAUUAGCUAAAUUAUAACGCCAGCACUAAACCUAAUACCAGCCUAACACUAACCAUGGUAGCUUCCAGCGCGUCCAAUAGUUUAUAGUGAGCAAAACGCGCUCACACGUCAAAGUCAAUUUUUAGUCCCAUGCCGAAGUCCCAACCAAUGACAAGGCAGCAGUUGGCCAGACAGUCUAGAAAUUUGACGCGGUAACUGACGCCUGACGGACAAACGACUGCGCACGCGCGUGCAUGAGCACGCCUUAGCCGCUAAAUUAAUGAUGUACGCUCGUACGUCGCCAAGCACAGUCUAGAAAAUAUUCACGUGUUCGAGUUUGACGGCGCCCAAGUGCUCGGCCGAGCCGAAAGCAAGCUGGCGAGAGAAGACAUCAAAGCCUGACAAUCAGACGUCAACUCGAUCAACCGCAGUAUUGACCUACCAGCGCCAUACGAUUCCAUCAGGCACCAUUUGCGUGCGAGAGGAGGGCCAAUAUGAGGAGUGCGGGAUCGACCUUUCAGGCGCGGGCGCGAAUGGCAUAGUUACACCAUUUCUUUCCCAUUUGUCCUGUCUCCGAUGAUGUGUUCGAGUAUGAGUACGAAAAGUCAGACGAAUAAACUUUCUUCCCCAGAGAUCGCCUCAUCUAGCUCUUCCAUAUAUAGGUAUAUAUCUGUUAUGUUGCCCACAAAUGAAGCAUUUCUAUGGUGGUUUAUUUUUUAUGCACUCUUUCUACCGAGCCUUAACCUUAAAGUACCUUUUAUACACUUUAGAUUGCAGGUCCUGGAGACAGUGGCGGCGGACUAUUCUGUCCUUCAGCGAAUAAUAAAGAUUGGUUCUGGUAUGGACUGUUAGAGAGCCUAGGAUCGACCAGGCCUUCAGACUAUGUGAUCGUCAGCAAAGUCAAAGCUGUCCACGAAUGGCUUAAACUGACUGCCAUAUCCCUGGGCCUGUAA
Messenger RNA from Spirometra erinaceieuropaei, 16087 nucleotides. The record is from the annotation of a GenBank genome assembly. Lineage: Eukaryota; Metazoa; Platyhelminthes; Cestoda; Diphyllobothriidea; Diphyllobothriidae.